AUGGGUCCGGUAGUUGACCUCCCGGCCCGAGCCCUGACCUCCAAGAAUGUGAACCCUCUCCAGGAGAAAACUCCUAUACUGGAGACUGCCGGCGAGACCACACAGUACAGUUUCUUCAGCACCCAGGUCGAUACAAUCGCCCAUGCCUCUAGCAUCCAGCAGCUGAAGUCGUCCUCUUCCAUCUUCGAGACUCUUUUCGAGACAGGUACACAGAGUGGACUGUGGUGGCUCCAUGUCGCAUCGCCCUCCGACAAAGAUCUCGAGACGUUAUCGCGGAUGCUCGACUUCCAUCCCCUUACCACCGAGGAUAUCAAGACGCGCGAGCUCCGAGAGAAGAUCGAGCUGUUUGGCCCCUACUAUUUCGUCUCUCUGCGGGCCCCACAGCAGCCCAAGAUAGCGACAGGCGUGCGCGCCUCGUCGGCGAAUGUCUACGCCAUUGUCUUCCGCGAGAGCGUCGUCAGCUUUACAUAUGACAAAAGUCCACAUCCCGCCCAUGUGUGGAGCCGCAUCCAGGAGCAUCAGAGUCAUGUGGCGUUGACUAGUGACUGGAUCUGCUAUGCCCUCAUCGACGAUAUCGUGGACGGGUUCGCCCCCUUCAUCGACUGCGUCCAAACCAGCGUCGAGGUCAUCGAAGACGGCGUGUCGGCCACGCGCCCAGAAGACAUCGGUCUGGCUCUCCAGAGCAUCUACAAGUAUCGGAAAGAGGUCACUCGCAUCCGCCAACAUUUGCACGACAAGAUCGAUGUUAUCCGGUGUUUUGCCCGCCACUGUGGUAGUCUGGGGUCCACGCCCGCAGAGGUUACCUUGUACCUGAGCGAUAUCCAGGACCACGUCUUGACGAUGAUGGCCAACCUGACCAUUGCAGAGCAGAUGCUGUCGCGGUCGCAGUCGAAGUACCUUGGCCAGCUCUCGUGGGACUCGACCUGUAUGCGGAAUCAAAUCGCCGAUGCUCUCAGUCGGUUGACUGUCAUCGGCGCCAUUGUCGUCACCAUGCAGGUCAUUACCGGUCUUUUUGGUAUGAACGUCAAAGUACCUGGGCUGGAUGUCGCUGGGUUGUCCUGGUGGUUUGGGAUCUUGGGCUUCAUCCUGGGGCUUAUCUUGCUGCUUUUUGUGAUUGCGAGGAGAACCCAGAUCAUAUAG
This is a messenger RNA of Penicillium alfredii, 1140 nucleotides long. RefSeq names its product magnesium transporter CorA family protein. The record is from RefSeq and is a predicted model, not a curated record. Gene Ontology annotation, molecular function: magnesium ion transmembrane transporter activity. Bases 1 to 1140 code for a protein of 379 amino acids. Gene Ontology annotation, cellular component: plasma membrane. Gene Ontology annotation, biological process: intracellular magnesium ion homeostasis; magnesium ion transmembrane transport. The transcript has 2 exons. Lineage: Eukaryota; Fungi; Ascomycota; Eurotiomycetes; Eurotiales; Aspergillaceae.